GGUCAGUUGAUUACAGUCAGUUGCUUAGAGGGAUUGCUCUCAUUUGGUUGGAAAACUAGAGGAAAUAUGAUUUCUGGAACGAUUUUACUUCUUGGAUCCUUCGUGGCUUUAAUUUAUUUUAUUUUCUUAAAAAAGCCAAAAUGGAAAAACGCUCCUCCAGGUCCGAGUGGAUAUCCAUUGGUUGGGAAUUUAUUCCAAAUGGAUAAACACAAUCACUUCACAUUUUCCAAAUGGGCAAAAGAAUAUGGGCCGAUUUUCAAAAUUGAUUUAGCGAGUAUGAGGAUGAUAGUUGUGUCAGAUUAUAAAAUGGUGAAGGAAAUAUUUUCUGACUCUGCAUUUUCUGGGAGGAUGAACUUUAAGGAUUUUGAUUUCAUUCUUGAUGGCAAAUUGCACGGACUCGUUAACACUGAAGGUGAACAUUGGGAAGAACUGCGAAGAUUUACUCUCAGACAACUUCGUGACUUCGGAUUUGGCAAGAACACGAUGGAGGAAUCCAUCAUGUUGGAAGUUAACGAGCUUAUCGACGGGUUAAAAGAAUAUGGCGAAAAACCGUUGGAGGAUAUGAAGACCAAAUUUACUCUCGCCGUGGUAAAUUCGUUGUGGUCAAUUUGUACGGGAAUCAAGUAUAAGCAGAAUGACAAGGAAUUGAUUAAAAUGACGCAAGAUGUUAACAAAGCAUUUGAAGGGAUACAAGAAGGCGGAGGAGUAAUUGUAUUCAUGCCGUGGUUGGCCAAAGUAAUGCCUGUUUGGAGUGGCUAUGAUAAAGUGAAACGAGAAAUUUUCCACAUGGCAGAUUAUUGCCGGAAACCGGUGGAAGACCACAUUAAGACAUACCAAGAAGAUUUUGACAGAGAUUUUACUGAUGUCUUUUUAAAGGAAAUUAAGAAAACUACUGAUCCUAAUUCUGCAUUUAAUGGAAAACUCGGAGAGGACAAUCUUGUGGCCACUCUGGGCGAUUUAUUUUUCGCUGGAACGGAUACAACCUCCUCCACACUUGCUUGGAUGAUGCUGUACCUCAGCAAAUUCCCCGAGGUGCAGAGAAAGCUUCAAAAAGAAAUUGAAACCACGACGGGAAAUUCAAGGAUGUGCGCAAUUUCAGACAGACCAAACAUGCCGUACACCGAAGCCGUGAUUGCAGAGACGCUUCGAUUUUCCUCCAUUACACCACAAGGAGUCUCUCAUCGAGCCAUGAGAGAUCAAGAAUUCCACGGUUAUUUGAUCCCAAAGGACACAAUUAUAACUGCAAAUGUUUUCCACAUCCAUUUCGACCCCAAAAUUUGGGGUGACCCAGAUAACUUUCGCCCAGAAAGAUUUUUGAGCCCGGAUGGAAAGACGUUUAAGAAGCAUGAAGCCCUGUUGCCGUUUUCAAUCGGGAGGCGACAAUGUCUGGGCGAGACUUUGGCGAGGGACAGCCUUUUCCUCUUCGCCACAAAUGUCGUACAACGAUUUAACCUUGAAUUUGACAACAACGGCCCGGAUCACGGAUUUGAGUCCAAGCUGUCCUUCAUCUUGACACCAAAGCCCUUUAAUCUGAUCUUUAAAGAUCGCUUGGCAUAAUGAAACAAUAAUUGUAAAAGGUUUACCUAUACGAAAUAAAUGCACUUACUUACGCUAUUAUACAAUAUCAA
Folsomia candida is the source of this 1628-nucleotide messenger RNA. Its product is annotated as methyl farnesoate epoxidase. The transcript has 9 exons. Gene Ontology annotation, biological process: xenobiotic metabolic process. The record is from RefSeq and is a predicted model, not a curated record. Lineage: Eukaryota; Metazoa; Arthropoda; Collembola; Entomobryomorpha; Isotomidae. Bases 67 to 1557 code for a protein of 496 amino acids. Gene Ontology annotation, molecular function: oxidoreductase activity, acting on paired donors, with incorporation or reduction of molecular oxygen, reduced flavin or flavoprotein as one donor, and incorporation of one atom of oxygen; heme binding; iron ion binding. Gene Ontology annotation, cellular component: intracellular membrane-bounded organelle; cytoplasm.